UAACGUAGAACAGUGAUCGGCAGCCCAUUGUUGUCGAUGUUCUACGUAAAGAAACAGGUGAACAAUACGAAGCAGCAAAGAUAACAGAACAGAAUGAUUCUCCAGAAGUAUCCGCACUUUAAGAAGAAUUGAACAAGUGCACAACACGAACACAGAAACCCGCGCAAUUUAAAGUGUGAUAAAAACCCAAAUUCUCGCAAAACACAAAACCCAUCAACACAAAUCCACUCACGGAGAGAAAAUACACAAACCCAACGCAACCCAAGAAGGAGGAAUCUAUACCGAACACAAACCCAACAACACGGAGGAUUAAAACACUAUACAACAUAAAACAAGGAAAUAACAUAAAACAGCAAUCGCCAUGAGCAGUAUUUCGAGUGAUGACGUUUCACCUAACGACCAUUAUGCGUUGGACAUUAUAGAAGGACAUUUUCUGCAAGACUUUGAUGUGAGAGACAUCUGGGAACAUGUACAAGAUAUCUUUACCACACCUGAAAAACAAUAUAUAAAUGCCAAUCUACAAAGCGAUAAUGAGAGUACACAACAUUCCACCACCGACAGUCAAGAAGUGUUUCGUGAGGAGCAAGUUUCGCGUCUAUUUGCUAUAUUACGCAAUAAGGAUCAUACUCAAAUAUGCAAAUUCAAAGAGAAUUUGCGCAUGGAUUAUAUAUGGCUCAUGCGUCUUUUCGACAAUAUCAAUAAAGUGGAUUCUAGUAUUUAUGUGGAUUUGGUACACGAUUUGCAUUCGAAAGUUAGCCUUAAAUAUGACGACUACAAUGUACAUCGUUCAAAGCCGUUUCGAAAUUUACGCAGUGCCUUACUUACGAUGCCAAUCCAAGGUCGUGUGAUAUUAACUAGCGAUUUCGGUUAUGGGAAAAAAUGGCUCGCCAUCGACGUUUGCACGGAUUUUGAAGUGGCCCAAGCAAUGAAUUUUCGAAUUUUCUGGAUCGAUUUGGGCGAGUGCACGAACGCAUUGGAAGAUUUACGUAUGUUACGUUAUUUAAAACUUUUGCUGACCAAACCGACACGUUCACCUUCGCCAUCCGGUUAUGGCUCACUAGAACGUUUCGAUCCGAAUACGAAUGCAAUUAAAAAUUCAAUAGAUGAAACUAAACAUCUUGUAAGUCAUAAGCUCAAAAAGAAUGCGAAUAAAAAGUGCCUUGUCGUAUUGGUGAAUGUACGAAAUACCCAUUCGUUGGAGGUCUUCAAUUUGCCAUGCAAAUUACUUGUGCUUACACGCAGUAAAAAAGUUAGUGAUUCAUUUGCGCAAAAAUUUAGCACAACAUUGCGUUUGCGAAAUGGUCUAACAAAAUUUGAGUUCUAUAUGCUCUUUGAAAAGUAUUUGGGUCAUCAGAAUUUGGUGAAAAAAUAUAUGGAUUUGAUUUAUGCGCACAGCAAUGAACAUCCAUACUUGCUGAGCUGGAUUGGGCAGAGUCUACGUCAAAAUUUGGCGAACUGGCAGGAUUUGAUUGAUAAAAUGCAACAAUCAAAAUUUGAUGGCAAAUUCAAUGCGGCCAUUGAAAAGAGUCUCGAUAGUUUACAACCGGAGUUGAGAAAGACGUUCAUCAAUACAUUCACUUACUUUCCGCAUGUCAUGUAUGUGCCACAAAAGUUGAUCGCUGCGAUUUGGUCUGAGGGCAGGUGCGAGAAAGACUUGGAUAAGUUGUAUCGACAUGGUUAUCUAGAAAAACUAAUUUCACCAUGUGGUGAGGUCAGCUAUAAACAACUGUUUGUUUACGCCAAACUAAUGCAUAGCGAUGAAGUGUCAGCGAAUGAUAUAAUUGAAGUGAAAAGAAAACUGAUGCAGUAUUAUGGUUUAGAUAAAGAUCUGGAGGCGCGCACAGUUUUGUCAGUCAAGCGUGAUAUACGUGAUAUAUUUGCUAUCAUGUAUUUGUUAUCAUUUUAAUCAUUGUGUUGCUGAGGCAACUUCAAACCCUCUCAAAUACUCUCUAAAAAGUAAUAGAGAGGCAAUGCAGAGGAGACAAACCGCAAAUCCACAAAACACAAACCCGAACGAAUUAAAGUGUAAAUAAUGAAUUGUAAAAAGAAGACCACCCACAAAAAAGGAAAUAACAUAAAUUAGAUCAAAAUUUUACAUAUUCACUAACACUAAGUUUAACUAA
Zeugodacus cucurbitae (melon fly) is the source of this 2123-nucleotide messenger RNA. RefSeq lists its product as uncharacterized. The record is from RefSeq and is a predicted model, not a curated record. Lineage: Eukaryota; Metazoa; Arthropoda; Insecta; Diptera; Tephritidae. Bases 362 to 1906 code for a protein of 514 amino acids. The transcript is spliced from 7 exons.